AUGGGUCCCAGCGCGUGGGAAUUUGCUCCCUACCGAGGAAGCGUGGUUGACUGGUUGUCGUAUCUCCUCCGUAUUUUCGGAUUCGGAACUUCGUCACUCCUGUGGGAUGGAAUAUUUUUUAGACCAGCUACUAUCUACGACUUUGCGGUGAUCAUCGAUCAUACGAUGGGCAAGUUGAUGAUGCUCGUUCUUUCGAGCAAAGAAAGGAAGGUGGUAUCGACCACUGUGACCAAGACAAGUGCAUCUGUCACAUUUAGCAGCACCCCCAGUCCCCAAGCAGCCGAAGCACAAGAACCGCAAUUAAGCAUUCAGGGUCUUUUGAUUGCGGUGGGCAAUCAACCCCGGCUCGGCGUGUCAGCUAAAGUGAUGAAUAGCUGGAAGGCGUCCAAUUCCCGGCCGGCUCUUGGCACCCACCCGGCACCACGACAAAUGGCAGUCUACGCUUUCUCACAGCAGUCAGAUUAA
This is a messenger RNA of Aspergillus luchuensis, 465 nucleotides long. RefSeq lists its product as uncharacterized. The transcript has a single exon. Bases 1 to 465 code for a protein of 154 amino acids. The record is from RefSeq and is a predicted model, not a curated record. NCBI's taxonomy places the organism in Eukaryota, Fungi, Ascomycota, Eurotiomycetes, Eurotiales, Aspergillaceae.